AUGCUGCGCACCCCGGCGUCCAGUCUGCUGCGCAAGGGCCUGGUGCGCAGCGUCCCCGCCGCCGCCGUUGCCUCGCGCGCCUCGUCGACCCAUGCCAUCUCCAAACCGACCCUGGCCAACAUCGAGAAGCGAUGGGAGGGCAUGCCUCUGCAGGAGCAGGCAGACCUCUGGAUGUCCCUGCGUGACCGCAUGAAGGGAAACUGGAAUGAGUUGACCAUCCAGGAGAAGAAGGCCGCAUACUGGAUCGCCUUUGGCCCUCACGGGCCCCGCGCCGUUGACCCCCCGGGCACCAAUGCCCGUAUUGCCUGGACCGUCGCCAUGGGCCUCGCCGCCAGCCUGGCCAUCUUCGGCACCAUCCGCUCCUUUGCCAAGCCCGCGCCGCAUACCAUGUCACAGGAACACCAGGAGGCGGCCAACGAGAUGCUCAAGAAACAAAAAGCCGACCCCAUCACCGGCAUCUCCUCCGAGAACUACACUGGCAAGGGCCAAGUCCAGUCUCCCCCGAGGGGCAACUGA
Messenger RNA from Hirsutella rhossiliensis, 516 nucleotides. RefSeq names its product cytochrome c oxidase subunit IV domain-containing protein. The record is from RefSeq and is a predicted model, not a curated record. The transcript has 3 exons. Lineage: Eukaryota; Fungi; Ascomycota; Sordariomycetes; Hypocreales; Ophiocordycipitaceae. Gene Ontology annotation, biological process: mitochondrial electron transport, cytochrome c to oxygen. The coding region runs from base 1 to 516 and encodes 171 amino acids.